AUGCUCUGCUGGAGGAUGGCUCUGUGGCUGGCUGGGCUGGCCCUGUGCGGCGAGCUGCCCCGCUGCUCCGGCCUCGACUAUGACUACGCUUACGAGUUCCACGAAGAGGAUAAGGCUGAAGCCAUCGAUUAUAAGGAUCCUUGCAAAGCCGCUGUCUUUUGGGGAGAUAUUGCCUUAGAUGAUGAAGACUUAAAAAUCUUUCAGAUUGACAGGACAAUUGAUCUUACGCAGCAUUCAAAUGAGAGAGAUGGACAUAAUACAGGUGGCUUUGGCGAGCGUGGAAUGUCAAAAAAAAGUGAUGCCCUCUAUCAACUUAUAGACAGGAUAAGAAGAUUUGGCUCAGGUUUUGAACAAACUAAUAUAACUAAGGGAAAAGCAGCUCUAACAUUCUCAGGGAGCUAUGAGAGAAAAAGGUUUCCCAGAGCAGCUACAUCACGCACAGAAAGAAUAUGGCCAGGAGGUGUCAUUCCCUAUGUUAUAGGAGGAAAUUUCACUGGCAGCCAGCGAGCAAUGUUCAAGCAGGCCAUGCGGCACUGGGAAAAAUAUACCUGCGUUACAUUCAUUGAGCGAAGUGAUGAAGAAAGUUACAUUGUGUUUACAUACAGGCCUUGUGGCUGCUGCUCUUAUGUAGGCCGAAGGGGUAAUGGUCCUCAGGCAAUUUCUAUCGGCAAGAACUGUGAUAAAUUCGGAAUUGUUGUUCAUGAGCUGGGUCAUGUGAUCGGAUUUUGGCAUGAACACACAAGACCAGACAGAGAUGAUCAUGUAACCAUCAUCAGAGAGAACAUCCAGCCAGGUCAGGAAUACAACUUUUUGAAGAUGGAGCCUGGAGAAGUGAAUUCUCUGGGGGAGCCCUAUGAUUUUGAUAGCAUUAUGCACUAUGCCAGGAACACCUUCUCAAGGGGCAUGUUUCUGGAUACCAUACUUCCUUCCCGUGAUGAUAAUGGGAUCCGACCAGCUAUUGGUCAGCGCACACGAUUAAGUAAAGGAGAUAUUGCACAAGCAAGAAAGCUGUAUAGAUGUCCAGCAUGUGGUGAAACACUACAAGAGUCUACAGGCAACUUUUCCUCUCCAGGAUUUCCAAAUGGCUAUCCUUCAUAUACACACUGCAUAUGGAGAAUUUCAGUGACGCCGGGAGAGAAGAUUGUUUUAAAUUUCACUACAAUGGACCUCUAUAAGAGCAGCCUCUGCUGGUAUGACUAUAUUGAAGUAAGAGACGGCUACUGGAGAAAAUCACCUCUGCUUGGCAGGUUCUGCGGAGACAAACUCCCAGAAGUCCUCACAUCCAGUGACAGCAGAAUGUGGAUAGAGUUCCGUAGCAGCAGUAACUGGGUAGGAAAAGGAUUUGCAGCCAUUUAUGAAGCAAUUUGUGGAGGUGAAAUACACAAAAAUGAAGGCCAGAUCCAGUCUCCUAAUUAUCCUGAUGACUACAGACCAAUGAAGGAAUGUGUGUGGAAAAUAACAGUGUCAGAGAACUACAAUGUUGGAUUAACCUUUCAGGCAUUUGAGAUUGAGAGACAUGACAACUGUGCCUAUGAUUAUUUAGAAGUCCGAGAUGGAACCAGUGAAAGCAGUCCUUUGAUUGGCCAUUUUUGUGGCUAUGAUAAACCCGAAGACAUAAGAUCUACCUCUAAUACCCUGUGGAUGAAGUUUGUUUCUGAUGGAACAGUCAACAAAGCAGGGUUUGCUGCUAACUUUUUUAAAGAGGAAGAUGAAUGUGCCAAACCUGACAAUGGUGGAUGUGAACAGCGAUGUGUGAAUACACUAGGCAGCUAUCAAUGUGCUUGUGAUCCAGGUUAUGAGCUUGGGCCUGAUAAGAAGAGUUGUGAAGCUGCUUGUGGAGGACUUCUGACAAAGCUGAAUGGGACAAUAACAACACCGGGAUGGCCCAAAGAAUAUCCUCCUAAUAAAAAUUGUGUGUGGCAGGUGGUUGCUCCCACCCAGUAUAGAAUAUCAGUGAAAUUUGAGUUUUUUGAAUUGGAAGGAAAUGAAGUGUGCAAAUAUGAUUAUGUAGAAAUCCGUAGUGGCCUUUCUUCUGAUUCCAAACUGCAUGGCAAAUUUUGUGGUACAGAAGUGCCUGAAGUUAUUACAUCCCAAUACAACAACAUGAGAAUCGAGUUCAGAUCAGAUAACACAGUUUCAAAAAAGGGUUUCAAGGCUCACUUCUUCUCAGAUAAGGAUGAAUGUUCGAAGGACAAUGGUGGUUGCCAGCAUGAAUGCAUUAACACUGUAGGAAGCUAUGUAUGUCAGUGUCGCAACGGAUUUGUGCUUCAUGAAAACCAGCAUGACUGCAAGGAAGCUGAGUGUGAACAGAAGAUUCACAGUCCAAACGGAAUUAUCACAAGCCCUAACUGGCCUGACAAGUACCCAAGUAGGAAGGAAUGCACAUGGGAAAUAAGUGCCACUCCCGGCCACAGAAUUAAAAUAGUGUUUAGUGAGUUUGAAAUCGAACAACAUCAGGAAUGUGCUUAUGACCAUUUGGAAAUAUUUGAUGGAGAAACCGAAAAGUCGCCAAUUCUUGGACGUUUGUGCGGAAAUAAGAUACCAGAUCCUCUUGUUGCCACUGGAAAUAAAAUGUUCCUUCGGUUUGUCUCUGAUGCAUCAGUACAGAGAAAAGGCUUCCAAGCUACACACUCUACAGAGUGUGGUGGUCGUUUGAAAGCAGAAAGCAAGACAAGAGAUCUUUACUCUCAUGCUCAGUUUGGCGAUAACAACUACCCAGUUCAAGCGGACUGUGAAUGGCUAAUAGUAUCAGACCGUGGUUAUCGAAUAGAAUUAACUUUUCAGACGUUUGAGGUGGAAGAAGAGGCAGACUGUGGUUAUGACUACCUAGAACUCUUUGAUGGCCAUGAUACAGCUGCUCUGAGGCUUGGUCGGUUCUGCGGAUCAGGACCACCAGAAGAAAUUUAUUCAGCAGGCGACUCUAUUUUACUCCAUUUUCACACGGAUGACACAAUCAACAAAAAAGGAUUCCAUAUACGAUACAAAAGUAUUAAAUAUCAAGAUAAUGUUCACACCAAAAAAUAGCACAAGAUCCCUUAGACCACAAAAUGAGACAGAGAGCGACUGCUAUGGAGAGAGCGCGGGGUGGAUUUUUUUUUAAUUUACUGACAUUAUUAGUAAACAAAAGUUUUUGCACCAUGAGUUCAAACUGAAGGAAAUCUGAAACAUCUCACUGUUAAAAAGACUCCUAUUCUAGAGGAACAGACAUUAUGGUGAUGACGUGUGGUCUCCAUGUGUGGCUGCCUCUGCAGAGCUAGCGAAGGGGCAUUGCAUGCUUCCAGGGAGACUAUAAGAGCUUUGUUCACAGCUUGACAAGUGUCAUAGUUGCCUGCAUACUCAACUGGUUAGAUUCAGGAGAAGUGGCCCUGCAGACUGUUCUUUCUUUUGGCAAGUGACUAGUGUCCAGAAGAGGGGAAAAUGGCCACCUUCUGCAGGUCAUGCACUCAAAACGAUGCCCAUUGAUCUUUCAUACUCAAAUUGCUUUGGUGGUGCAUCCAGGAUACAAUGCAUACAAAAUUCAGGAAAGGGGAGGGAGCUUUUCUAUGACUAUUCUAUACUCAUAACUCAUCUGUCCCGUCAACAUCCUAAUGCCAUAAAACCUGGAAAACUAUGUCUGCAAAAUCAUUAGAUCUUGGAUUAUAGCAACACAUUGGAAUGUCUGGAGCUUUUUACGUUCAUAAUUAUAAGUACAUCUAGAUUUUGGAUACUGUCAGUGACUGAGAAUACUGAGUUUAUUAUUGCUGAAGGACUCUGUAUCUGCUGACCUCUUACAUUUUAGACUGAGAAGCAUACGAGGCUGGGACUUUUACAAAACUGCUGCAGACCUUUAUCCAAUGAGCAACAGAAGUAAACAGGUCCAAAAUAAUUUGAAACACCAGUUAUGGAUUUCAUUUCAGUAGUAAUGAACUGCUAAUUUACAUUUCCUUGGAAAUGUUUGUGGUUGAACUUGUUAUUUUUUUUACUUUAAACCAAUUAAAAAUGAAAACAACAACAACAACACACAAGUGGUUUUGCAAGCAAUUGAAAAAAAGGGGAAAUUGCUUUCUGGAAAUAAGACUUUUGUGAUGGCAAAGAUAAUUUCUAUGGUGCUAAUCCAUGAACAUAAAAAACACCCAUAACCCAAGAUAUUUUAGACCUUUGAGCCAACAACCUGCAGUUCAUGAAUGUCUCACUAUGCCUGGCUGCAUCUUAAGAAGAACAGACUUUCUAAGCAUGUGAAAAAGAUAAUUGCAACGGCAGCACAAGCCCUGUGGAACAACUACUACUAUUGCCUUAGAAUACUUGCACAUGAUCAUACAGAUCUUCCUGUAGAUAUAUAUCUGAUUUGAUAAAGAACUUGACAAUUUAAUCAUUUUAAAUGUGUGUUCACAAAAGUGAUCCUCGAGUAAAUUCCCAUCUUCAGAGCAAGACCAUCAGUUGUAAAUACAGAGGACUUGCUACCGAUGUAGAAAUAUGUUACUUUUAGAACAAAAUGUUGUAUGUGCUUUAGGCCAUACAUGGCUUUAGUCCCAAUGUAUAUGCAUCAUGUAAGUAUGUAUGAAUGAAUGCUUUAAGAGAGUGAGAAGUGUUGUGUAUGGAUGGACAGGUAAAUUGUACUUCAUGUGCCAAGUUCUACCAGAAUCCGGAUUGACUGUAGCAACUUCCUUUAAAGCUUUCAUAAGCAGGACUUCAAUAAAUAUCCAAGAGCUAAUGAAAUGUUAUGUUUCAUUUAAAAUAAAUAUUUUGAUAUCAUUUGAUGUUGGUUGCUACUCAAGCUUAGUUUUUUGUUUCCUUACCAUGAUCAUACACUGGCAUUAAUAAAUGUUUCUUUUUUAAAAAAAUAAAAUAAAAU
Elgaria multicarinata webbii is the source of this 4831-nucleotide messenger RNA. It is a transcript of the gene TLL1, whose product is annotated as tolloid like 1. Bases 1 to 3024 code for a protein of 1007 amino acids. The transcript is spliced from 21 exons. Gene Ontology annotation, biological process: proteolysis. Gene Ontology annotation, molecular function: calcium ion binding; zinc ion binding; metalloendopeptidase activity. The record is from RefSeq and is a predicted model, not a curated record. Lineage: Eukaryota; Metazoa; Chordata; Lepidosauria; Squamata; Anguidae.